CCGUGUACUAUCUAGGGACGGACCCAGUGAAGCUAGUUCUGAGGAAAGCGCUAGAAACGUGUUGCUUUGGUUUCUUAUCUCGGAUAAUGCCAGUCAGACGUUCAUAAGACUCUUAGGGGUCACUGUACGUCCAUGUGUCUUGUCCAAUUCAGCAAGUAGAUGGCGUCUUCCCAUAACACAGGCGCCUCAUCCCUCCUGAAGACAGCUGAGUCACAUCUCCACGCGAGCUCGCUGAAGACACUUCCGAGGCUGUAUUUCCCGGGGUCUCGCGCUCAGACACAAUGCUGACGAUCAUUCUGAAGACCCUCCAGCAGCAGACGUUUAAAGUGCAGAUAGACGAGGAGCUGACGGUAAAAGCUCUAAAAGAGAAGAUAGAGGAAGAAAAGGGGCAAGAUGCUUUUCCAGCUGUAGGUCAAAAACUAAUCUAUGCAGGCAAAAUUUUGAAUGACGAUAUACCUCUAAAAGAAUACAAGAUAGAUGAGAAGAAUUUUGUCGUGGUGAUGGUUACAAAGCCCAAACCUGCAGCACCUCCCCAAGCUCCUGCUCCCGCGCCAGCAGCUGCCGCUACCGUUAGCGCAACUGUCGACGAAACCCCUGCACAUCCGCCCUCAACUCCUGCUGCGCCUCCUGCUGUCUCCACAGUGCCUGUAUCGACCCCCACUUCCACUCCCAUAGAACCAGCGGCAUCAACGGAACCGCCCGCGCCGCCCAGUACAGCGCCCCCUGCUGCCUCGGAGGCUGCUGCGGAAAAUCCUGAGCCUGUUAGCGUGACUCCCGCUCCGAUCUCAGAAGAGGAGAACCAGGAAGCCCAAGAGGAGCAGGCCAUCGCUCAAUCAGAGGCCAGCAUUACAGAUGAAUUGGGUAUUUUAGAAGCAGCUGCGUCCAUACUAGUUACAGGUCAAGCGUAUGAGAAUUUGGUGACGGAAAUCAUGUCAAUGGGUUAUGAGAGAGAACAGGUGAUUGCCGCCUUACGAGCAAGUUAUAACAAUCCGGACAGAGCCGUGGAGUAUCUGCUUAUGGGUAUUCCAACAGAAUCCGAACAGCCACCGCAGGAAGUAGUGCAGCCCACGCCAGUGUCCAACCCCACCCCUCCAGCACCACAGCGACCUCAGCCGCCGCCUGCCACAGCCGGUGUGGAGUCGGGAGCGACGCAGGCCUUGGCGAACCCGCUGGAGUUCCUGAGGAACCAGCCGCAGUUCCAGCAGAUGUGUCAGAUCAUCCAGCAGAACCCGGCACUGCUGCCGGCGCUCCUGCAGCAACUCGGCCGCGACAACCCGCAGCUCCUGCAGCAAAUCACGCAGCAUCAGGAGCGAUUCGUGCAGAUGUUGAACGAGCCACACGGAGGCGAAGCCGGAGCCGCUGAAGCUCCCAGCGCACCACAGACCAACUACAUCCAGGUCACGCCGCAGGAGAAGGAGGCCAUCGAGAGGUUAAAAGCUCUGGGGUUUCCAGAGGGACUCGUCAUCCAAGCCUACUUUGCCUGCGAGAAGAACGAAAACCUUGCUGCGAACUUCCUGCUCCAGCAGAACUUUGACGAUGAGUGAACGUUAACCGUUUAGACACGAACACACAUGAAGGAA
Messenger RNA from Cyprinus carpio (common carp), 1580 nucleotides. Its product is annotated as lysine-specific demethylase RAD23A-like. Gene Ontology annotation, biological process: proteasome-mediated ubiquitin-dependent protein catabolic process; nucleotide-excision repair. Gene Ontology annotation, cellular component: nucleoplasm; cytosol. NCBI's taxonomy places the organism in Eukaryota, Metazoa, Chordata, Actinopteri, Cypriniformes, Cyprinidae. Gene Ontology annotation, molecular function: polyubiquitin modification-dependent protein binding; damaged DNA binding; proteasome binding. The record is from RefSeq and is a predicted model, not a curated record.